CUGCGCGGCUGGGGACCCGGAUGAAGAAAGAUGGCGUCGGUUGUGCUCUGAUCACCUGAAGUGGAAUAAAAAGCAGUUGUGUGGAAGCGCAUAUCCAGGAAGCUGUAAAACCAAAACCAAACAGGUUUCCUUCAAAACCUCUCUUCUCAUGCCACUGGAUUCUCAUCUUAAUUCAGCAUGACAUCGACAGUAAGAUGGACUUCAGGGCCCAGGGCAGCGUUGGCCCGUUUAGUUGCGUUCAGCAGACUGGUUUCAAAACAGAAUGGAGCUGUAUUUUCUGCUUGUCACAAAUCUACAUAUACUCCCCUUCCAGAUAAUUAUAAUUGCAAGGUGGAGCUAGCUUUGACAUCCGAUGGCAAGACUGUAGUUUGCUACCACCCGACCUUGGACUUUCCGUAUUCGCAUACAAAGCCUCUACCUCGACCAGAUCCCAGCAGAAACGAAGCUGAAACACACGAUCAAAUAUUGAAAGCGCAGUUGGAAGUUGAGAAGAAACAGUUGGGGACAGAAAUCAACAUAGAACAGCUUAGCAAAAUAUUCUACACAACCAAGCAUCGCUGGUACCCAGUGGGGCAGUACCACACUCGGCGCAAGAAGGUCAACCCUCCCAAAGAACGGUGAUUUUGAGAACUUCAUAUCAAGUAAUUGUUGGUCAACAAGAUGAAAAUUGUCCAAUGUUUAAUCAUCGGUCAACAUUUCAGAACAAAAACAAGUACUGGUUUCUUUUCAAGUAAUAUUUAAUAAAAAUGCUUUUCAAGAUC
Molecule: messenger RNA, 761 nt
Organism: Tachyglossus aculeatus (Australian echidna)
Lineage: Eukaryota; Metazoa; Chordata; Mammalia; Monotremata; Tachyglossidae
Gene: MRPL42
Product: mitochondrial ribosomal protein L42
Exons: 6
Coding region: 178-621 (147 amino acids)
Cellular component (GO): mitochondrial large ribosomal subunit
Source: RefSeq, a predicted model, not a curated record